Anopheles merus is the source of this 770-nucleotide messenger RNA. RefSeq lists its product as uncharacterized. The record is from RefSeq and is a predicted model, not a curated record. The coding region runs from base 70 to 651 and encodes 193 amino acids. Lineage: Eukaryota; Metazoa; Arthropoda; Insecta; Diptera; Culicidae. The transcript has 2 exons.
UCAGUGCCGAUAACGCUAUAUUCACAAUAUCAUGUAUAUAGCACAUGCUCGUUCGUAGUCACCAGUCCAAUGUAUUUCUACUAUCGAAGACUGUUGCUCAACCUGCUCGUAGCUCUUGAUGCAGUAAGAGUGAUCGUAUCCCUCAGCGGGUACAGACUUACACCCUUCAUAACACACGUGCAACUAACCGAUAAUCCAAAGUACAUGAACAUAACAAUAACGAUUACCACCACAGAGGAGGAAAAUCUCAUCGAUAUCGAUAUGAACGUGAUUCAACCGCUUCACAAUCCUCGGGCAAUCGUUGUCCUGUUCCUCGAUAUAGCGUCUGGUGCGUUUCAGACACCUUUCUAUAAUCAAACCAUCAACAUCUGUAGCCUGCUGAGACAUCCCGAUAAGCAUCGUCUGCUGCAAAUCGUGUAUCGGGUUAUGAAAAAGCAUGGGAACGUACCCAGCGGAUGUCCCAUCCCGGUCGGUCUGUACAAAUAUCGUGAUAUACACACGGCCCAGGUCCGACUGCCGGCGUUUUUUGGCCGAGCAGACUUUAUGGUGGAAGCAGUCGGGCUUAUUGGUACGGGUAAGGUUCGCACGUUUGAAGGACGCUGCUAUGGGCACAUUCGCGGUGUCAAAUGCAGCUCUGCGAGUCGGUGCUGAUUGCUCGCAAAAGCCCGAUGGUAUGCUAUAAAUCAGUAGCUCUCACGAACCACGUGCAACAAGACUAGAAACUAAGAAACGAAUAAAUAAAAUGGUCUACCAAGAGAGUUCGAUAAGCA